AUGAUCCGACAAGCAUCGUCGUUCGCACAUAACGAGAAGUUUCCUGAGAUGGACGAGUUGGGAUUAAAUCCUCCUGUCGAUCCGCCGCCAGCAAGCCCCGAGAUUGAUGCAUUGUUUGAAUUGUAUAGGGCAGUUGCUCGAGGAGAUGAUGACAUUGUUCGGUCCAUGGUGUCAGAGGGACGGCCUUUGAGUAAAUUGAAUUCCCUCAAAGCCUCACCGGUCCUCCUCUCGGUGUGGAAUAACGAUCCUCGGAUGUUAUCGAUGCUUUUGGAGUCCGGCGCUGACGGCAGUAGCAUCGAUAGAAAAGAUAAUGUUGCGACAUUGCUGGCUCUGGCAUUGAAAACCGUCCGAACAGGCAACUGCAGGCUGGUAAAGUGCACUGCGGCUGAUCCUGGCGGAGUUACUCCAGUGGAGGCGGCAGAUGAUCGGGAUGAUAUGAUCGAGGCUUUGAUCGGCCGGAGUUCAUUGCAGAGAAGGUGA
Messenger RNA from Perkinsus marinus ATCC 50983, 480 nucleotides. RefSeq lists its product as hypothetical. The coding region runs from base 1 to 480 and encodes 159 amino acids. The record is from RefSeq and is a predicted model, not a curated record. The transcript has 7 exons. Lineage: Eukaryota; Perkinsozoa; Perkinsida; Perkinsidae.